Messenger RNA from Xiphias gladius (swordfish), 1683 nucleotides. It is a transcript of the gene tefm, whose product is annotated as transcription elongation factor, mitochondrial. The coding region runs from base 213 to 1337 and encodes 374 amino acids. Gene Ontology annotation, molecular function: DNA polymerase processivity factor activity; nucleic acid binding. Gene Ontology annotation, cellular component: mitochondrial nucleoid. Gene Ontology annotation, biological process: mitochondrial transcription; transcription elongation by mitochondrial RNA polymerase. NCBI's taxonomy places the organism in Eukaryota, Metazoa, Chordata, Actinopteri, Istiophoriformes, Xiphiidae. The transcript has 5 exons. The record is from RefSeq and is a predicted model, not a curated record.
UGCAAUAACCCCACACACCCCUACACAGCCAGUGGCGGUAUACAUUUUUAAACACAACAGAAGAAGGAGCGGCAGUCCGGAACCAAUCCAAGCGGUGUUGCUGUGCGACACCGGUCGAUUGUAAAGCGUCGUACGACAAGCAGAGGGCAAGGUUUUCCAACCCGCGUGAUGUUGUAGCUCGAGCGAUCGAGUAUUAACGUUAACUGACGACGAUGUGGGUCACCAGGCGUUUUCUGUCCUCGCUCGCGCAGAGAAGUCAGUCUGCAGGACAGUCCGGUUUAUUCCGUCGCCCUAAGCACCGCUCCCUCCCCGAGCUGGAGAUUCGGCAUCUCCAGUGCACAUGCUGCUGGAGAAGCCAGGUUCCCGUGGCCGGCUUUGAGACCCUGAACGCCGCCCUCUCCUCCACUUCUGAGCCCUGCAAGGACACCGGCAGACCCCUGGACGCCUGCUACACCUCCGAGCAACGAGACGCCAUCCUCCAGCUGCUUAACAACGCCUCGCCGUCAGAGCUGGCCGGCGUCAAGCUCCUCAGAGGCCGCAAGUCGCUCAACAUCGUGGACUACAGGACUAAAAACGGACCCUUUAAAACUCUGGAAAGUGUGGUGAAGGUGCCGCUGCUGAAGCACAAAAGUGCCGUCAUAGUCUUCAACUCCAUCCUCAACCCGGUUAAGAAGGAGAGGAAAGUGAGGAUACAGCUGGCCAAGUUUAUCAGGCCAGAGGUUGACAGGUCCUGGUUGGAGGAUGCCAGUUCCAUAGUGUCAAUAGUAUGUGGGACUAAUAAAGUCGCCUGGGCACAUGUGGACCGUGGGAUGACUGUACUGGAUUGGCAACAGCUGGAAUGUCCUAAUUUCUUGAGGGGAACAUACAUGGCUUCUGCUUACUUGAAUGAUGUUUCUGCAGUCGUGUCACUCCUCCCUUCUGCCGACUUCUACAUUAUAGAGAAAUCCUCAAUCUCAGUCCAGAACACUGCUCUGUUCCCCGUCAUGGCUCACAUGAGGACGGUGGAGGCCAUGCUGUUUGCUCUGCUGGAGCCCAAAAACUCAGCACCAGAGUCUAAUAUUCCUCCAAGAGUUUUGAACAUUAUGCGAACUGCUGUGGGACGCCAUUUUGGACUAAUGGUGGGCGAGUCCCGGACCAGCGGGGCACAGACAGUGCGACAGCUGAUGACUGAGUCGGUGACGCAGAAGCUUCCCAGGAUAAACUUUCCCCAAGAGCUGCUGGUCAAGUACAGGAACUCCUUCCAACUGGGGAGCAGAAGAGGAGGAGGAGAGGAACUCUGUGAUGCCCUGCUUCAGGCUGUAGCUUUUUACGAGCUGCUCUCUGAAUCUUCCAGUUAGCCCCCACCUGGACCGAUCUCCUGCCCCAACCAUGAACUAUUUCCACUAUAACAAACCUCAUAAGUGGCAAUUUGAGCCCUUUUGAAUCCCUGAAAAGAUAUGGUGGUGGUUGAUGUUAUAUUUAAAGUACUGAAUAUACCUAUGGUUACAUAUGACACUGUAGUAGUAAUUUUUUUUUUUUUCCCCCCUUCAGGAUGCUAAGCAUGACUGUUGCUACAGUGUUAUGUUUUUUUUCUGCUGUUGAUCUUGUUCGAUUUGGACACUAAACAAAACUAAUUGCUGUCUACCAUCUUCUGCUUUCUGAGGAUUUUUAUUCAAGUUGGUUUGUGUUACAUUUUAUGCAAUA